Messenger RNA from Cherax quadricarinatus, 3554 nucleotides. The record is from RefSeq and is a predicted model, not a curated record. Lineage: Eukaryota; Metazoa; Arthropoda; Malacostraca; Decapoda; Parastacidae.
UAUCUUUGUAUCAUUGAACUUCUGGAUCAGUAAAGAGACUCCAUUUGUUUCAGUUAUACCAACACUACUUAGACAAAUGGACACCCCAUACAGCUUCCCGCUGGGUGUUUACACUUGCCGUGAUUGGUGGCUUCAUGUUGCGGAUUAUGCUGAGGCAAGGCUGGUACAUCGUCUGCUAUGCACUCGGCAUCUACCACCUCAAUCUAUUUCUUGCAUUCCUCACUCCAAAAAUUGACCCAGCCUUUUCACAAGAGGAUGACGAUGGACCGUCGCUGCCUACGAAAGUCAAUGAAGAGUUUCGUCCCUUUAUGCGACGGCUACCCGAGUUUAAAUUUUGGUACAGUGUAACAAAAUCUACAUUAGUUGCCUUCUUCUGUACUUUUUUCCAGCUAUUUAAUGUGCCAGUAUUCUGGCCAAUCCUUGUUAUGUACUUCAUCACCUUAUUCUGCAUCACCAUGAAGAGACAGAUACGGCAUAUGAUCAAGUAUAAAUAUUUACCAUUCUCCUUGGGCAAACCUCGUUACCAAGCUCAGGAAAAUGCAAAGGCCGCUGCCCACUGACCCACCCCUGCUACUGUAACAUCAUUCCUGAGCAAGUGUAACUAACUCUUACCCACCACUCGGUUGCUAAGCAAGGUAAAGAAGAAAAAGCAAAUGGUGUCUUAGUAAAAUUUAAAAAAAUAUAUAUAUAUAUAAAAAAUAAGGAAAAUGAAGAAAAUAAGUCAUGUGGUGUAUUAUUUACACAAGGUGAGCUGCCAUAAUUGGCAAAGUGAAGGUCCAGAUGCGCUUGCUAAUCCCAAAAAAGGAAUUUAUACAUUUUGCCGACUGGGAAGAAAGCUGCUGCUGAUUGCCAAAUCUCCUCCCAAAUACUGUCAGUGCUUUAAAUUUAAAUUGUUUUCCAAAAUAUUUUUUUUAAAUUGAACUUUACUGAAAAGUAUAAUACAUUGUUAUUAUUGAUAGAACUUCAUUUUACCUAUGGCAAGCCAGGAGAAACAUCUAGGGCCAGUGUUGUUAAUUAUUGUAUUCUUAAGUUCAGUUGGUGAGGCUGGACAGAUACUGAAUUUGACUUCUGCAGAGCACAUAAUGAUGGUUGUAGAAAAACACUGUAUUUAGAAAGCUAUUGUUUAAAAAAGAGUGAGUCACAGUACCAUACCUGAAAAGAUUUACUACUAACCCACAAACUGAGACACAAGACGGUUUUGGUCUAUUCUGGCUUAAUAAUGGUUCAAAAGCAACCAAAACCUCUUUUUUUUUUUUUUUUUUUUUUCAUACAAAUUGUGAGUUGUGAACUAUAGUUAUAACUACACUUUUCCAUACCAGUUUAAGUGUUCAUAAACCAAAAAAAUGUAAGCUUUUGAAAACUGUAGCACUGUAAUAAAUAUCACUACCUAAUGACCGUUUCUAAGUAACUGUAAUAUUGUACUGUAAUUUGUCACCACUAAAAAAAAUAACAAACUUCUAAGUACAGCAGAUCAGCAUGAUUAAUGUUUAGUCUAUUUAAUAUCUGAGCAUUAUGAGCUAAUAAUAAGAGUAACUCAGAAAAUGCACUUUACUUUAACUCCAUCUAGUGAUAUUAGCUUUUAAAAAUAGUAUCCCACAUUAUGAAGGCAGCUCAUUUGUUGAAACUGUUUUUGUUUCUCACCUUUUUGGCCCAACAGUAUCAUUAAGAAAUAAAACUAAAUUAUCAAGUUCACUAUAACUAGGAUAACCUGGGAGUAUUAGUAAGUAAAGCCACAACAGUGGAGUUAAUACUCUUAUGAGUCAGGUAUCUAAGCAUCACUUGAACAUGAUACUGUUACUAUUACUUUUGUAUUGUACUAUAGAAAUGUAUACACUAUAUUUUUGUUUUAUAAAUAUGACUACCUUACUGUAAUUUAAAGAUCCUCUCAUGGUGAACCCUAUUUUCAUACAAAAUUCCUAACUUGGGAACCAUACUGUUUCAUUUAUUUUGAACAUAAUGACUUAAUGGUAACAUUUUCCCUUGUACAGUCCCCCUUUGCUUGAUAUGGAUUUAAAGUUGGAAUAGAGCUUUUUUCCAUAUUUAUGUAAACUUCUUAAUGUACUACAGUACGUCAUUUACAUUACCGUGAGCAUCCAAUGAUUGUGUGCUCUUUGUGAAAUUAUUAUUAUGAUUAUUAAAAUUACAAACCCAUUUACACUAGUUAAGUGCAAGAGCUGGUGAAGACUUCACACUCUCGUCUAAUUACAGCCCAUUCUCUGGCCAGCAAGAUUGUUGGCAAUUGCCUCCUAGAAAGCAUUCAUAAAGUAAUCUCUUCUCGCAUAUACAGUACCUUAAGUAACAGCUUUCAUGCUGUAUGAUUUACUUUUUCAUUUUUUAAAUUAAUUUUCCCCCCCUCUAGAAGAUUACAGAUGUACAUUUAAAUGCUAGGUUAAUGAAAAUUUCCACCUCAGCCUAUACUCUAGUAUAUAUAGUAUAUUUUUUAAUCUUAAAAUCUUUUUUUUAUUCUGUUUAGUAUUUGAGUUUGUUGUAUACUAUAGUAUCUUUACAAGAGAGGGAGAGAUAGAACUCAAAAUUUACCUCUAACACUCUUACCCCCCCCCCUUAAAAUGUAAGUUUCCAAAGUGCUUUGAGUAAAAUAUAAAGAUUUGCUUCAUCAGUCAAACCCUUUGUCUUGUUUUGUAUAUGUAUAUAUAAUCCAGUACUUUAUUUAGUAAAAACAUUUAAAUAUUUUUAUUUUUAUACUGCAUUUUAAUGAAGUCCUUGUUCUUGAGAACUAUAUCUGCUAAGUUAAGUAAUUUGUAUAGCAACAGCAACCAGCAUUUGUACCAAGGGAUCUCCAACUUUCGAGUGCCUCCGUUUACUCAUUAAUAGAAUGCCAUAAGCAGUACAUUGUGCCAUCAUCAUUCUGUUGGUUAUACAUUACAGUUUUAUACAAUAUGCACUAAGAAACUGGUUAAAAUUUUACCAUCUCAAAAAAAAUAACAGUCCUAUGUUGGAGGCUGUCAGUACAUCCAGGUUGCAAUGUUCUCCUGUUUACUGUGAUGGGGCACAAAUUUGAGAGGGAAUACUAAAUUUCUGUAAGGUAAUCUUGUCUUAAUACUUCUACAACUGUUAUGAAUGAAGCUACAUUCUAAAUUUCCCCCCAAAAAAUAAAUUAUGGAAUGUGUCAUGUUUAUGGGGAAACGCUGUAAAUUUUUUCUUGGUUGAAAGCUGUCUUGAGUCAAACUAUUAAGCGGAAGGUGGUCAUGGGAGCAAUUUUUGCAUAUAAAGCUACACAGAUCAUUACAAACAGGCAGUUGGAAACUUUAUUAUGAAUAACACACCAUUUUUGAGUGUUAUCAGAUAUAUGGAUUCAGGUAACCCAUUCACUGAUUAAAUUUUUGAUUAUGAAGAGAGUGUAAAAUUACUUGAUGUAUGAAGUAUGUAUUGUCUUUAUUGUGUUGUCAGUGAUGUGCAGUGGUUAAACUGUAAAUAAGUUAUUGAAUGAAUGAGUCAUUCCAGAUUAUAGCAUUGUAAUGAAUGUGACUAGACCUUUUUACUUGGAUCAUGUCUUUGUACAGUCUUGUCAUGAAAUAGAUUAAAUAAUAUUUUGA